AUGGCACGUUCGCAGUGCCACGUCGCCGUCCUCCAUUUCCCAGCUCUCUCUCUCUCUCUCUCUCCCCGCAUUCCUGACUCGCAGGCACCUCAGCCGUCAGUAACAGCGGUGGCGAUCUGUCGCCGUCCGUCCGAGUGUCACAGAACCUCAGCCGUCGGUAGCAGCGCUGGCGAUCUGUCGCCGUCCAUCGCCAGCCGCACUGCGACGUCGCUCGCUGUUCGCAGCAGCGUCGCCGCGCGCGGCCCUGGCGGUCGCUCGUCGGUCAGUGGCAUGGUUGCAACAGUGUUUGGCGCCACGGGCUUUCUUGGGAGAUACGUGGCGCAGCAGUUAGCCCGCUCGGGUUCCCAGGUGAUGGUGCCCUAUCGCUGCCUGGAGGACGAUCACAGGCACCUCAAGCUAUGUGGCGAUCUGGGGCAGGUGGUGCCUGUUCCGUUCGACGUGAGGAGCGAUGAGAGCAUUGCGGCCGCUAUUGCCAAGUCAAACGUUGUCAUCAACCUCAUUGGCCGUGACUUUGAGACGCGCAACUUCAGCUUCGAGGACAUCAACAUCUCGGCCCCUCAGCGCAUUGCCAGGAUCGCCAGGGAGCAUGGGGGCAUCGCACGCAUGGUGCACCUGUCCUGCCUGGGCGCUGCUCCUCACGCGCCCUCCAAGCAGCACCAGACCAAGGCGCUGGGGGAGGCAGCAGUGCUGGCGGAAUUCCCACAGGCCACCAUCAUUCGCUCCGGCCCUCUGGCAGGCACGGAGGACCGCCUGCUCAACAGCUGGGCGCUCAUGGCCAAGAAGUUUCCGUUUGUCCCCGUUAUAGCAGGCGGCCACACACUUAUCCAGCCAGUGCAUGUGUUGGACGUGGCAACGGCAGUCAACGCCACCGUCACUGACGACGGCAGCAGCUGUGGGCAAACGUACGAGCUGGGGGGACCAGAGGUGCUUCAAAUCAGGGACCUGGUGCAUCGUGUCUUGGAAACCAUUCGCCAGCACUCCUCCAUUCUCAGCGUCCCUCUUCCUGUCGCCCGGGCCCUCGCCACCCCACGGGAGUUGCUCCUUCACCGCGUGCCAACCCCCAUCCCCAGCCCCACCAUGUUCACACUCGACUACAUCAACUCCCUCUCCUUCCCCCACAUCGUCUCACCCAACGCGCUCACAUUCAAGGACCUUGGGAUCAUCCCGCACCCGCUCACGGGUCUCACCAUCGACUACCUCUUUGCUUAUCGCAGCGGCGGGCCGCAAUACGGCCAGACCGUUGGCGAGAAGUGGUUUAUUGCGCAAGCAGAGCUGAGCCUUUCGGUCAGCGCCAUUUCCGCCGCCAUGGCCGCCACAACCAACGCUUUUCUCGCAGCGAUUUCCGCGAAAUCCGCUGCUCCCUUGAGCCUGUCGUCGUCUGCCACAUGGCAAAAGCGCGUUGGUCCUUCGACGGCGUUCGUCGCACGCGGCCAGCCGCUCCACUCGUCGCUCGCCUCCCGUCGCAUUCCCGUAUCCCCUGCGACGAAUGCAGGCGCGUGCGACCGCCGCGCCACGGCGCUGCGCGUCGUCGCCUCAGCCGUGAGCGACAAGCCUGCGACUGCGGCGACUCCUGGCGGCGGCGCGGGAGUUAGCAAGUCGUAUAACGUCGUUGUUACCGGAUCGACUAAAGGCAUCGGCCUGGCAUUGGUGCGCGAGUUUCUGAGGGCGGGAGACCGAGUCGUGGUGUGUUCACGAUCAGGCGAGAGGGUGGACGAUGUGGUUGCUCAACUGCAGAAGGAGUUUGGCAAAGAGAAUGUGGUGGGCAUCGCAUGCGACGUCUCUAAAGGGGACAACGUGAAGGCUCUGGCUGACUUUGCUGUCAAAUCACUCGGCUCUGUGGAUGUGUGGAUCAACAAUGCAGGCUCCAACGCGUAUGAGUACACUCCCCUGGUGGAGGCGGGAGAUGCAGCCUUAGAGGAGAUAGUCCGCACCAACGUGCUGGGUGUAAUGCUGUGCUGCCGCCAGGCCAUGCGCCUCAUGAGGGAGCAACCCGGAGGGGGACACAUAUUCAACAUGGACGGCGCUGGUGCUGACGGGAACGCCACUCCGCGCUUUGCAGCCUACGGUGCCACCAAGCGCAGCCUAGCGCAGUUCACCAAGUCACUGCAAGCCGAGCUGAAGAUGCUCAAACUCCCCAACGUUGUUGUGCACAACCUGUCGCCUGGCAUGGUGACCACUGACCUACUCAUGUCAGGCGCCAACACUCCCCAGGCCAAGUUCUUUAUCAACGCCCUGGCAGAGCCAGCAGAGGAGGUACGUGUUGGUUGGUAA
Molecule: messenger RNA, 2271 nt
Organism: Closterium sp. Naga37s-1
Lineage: Eukaryota; Viridiplantae; Streptophyta; Zygnematophyceae; Desmidiales; Closteriaceae
Source: the annotation of a GenBank genome assembly